UGUGUUUGGAGGAGGAUCCAUAAGACAGACUCUAUCAGAUGUAACACUGUGUGUCAUUACAUAAAGUACAUGAUAUUAUAUUUGUUCCACAGAGUUCAGAGAUCAGAGGCUCCCAUUGGUCAGUCUGCCCAGCAGCAUCAAACACAGCUGGACUCCAUAUUGAUGCUGCUCCAGGAGAACAUCAUCCGUUUUGUAAAGACUGAGCUGAAGAAGAUCCAGAGAGUUCUGAGUCCAGAUUACCCAGAAUGCUUAGAGAGUCAGAGGGAGGAUGAGGAUGAAGAGCAGAGGAGGAGCAGAGAGGCCUUUCUGGAGAUCACUCUGCACUUCCUGAGGAGAAUGAAGCAGGAGGAGCUGGCUGACUGUCUGCAGAGCAGAACUGGUGCUCCAGAGUGCAGACGUAAACUGAAGUCUGACCUGAAGGAGAAGUUCCAGUGUGUGUUUGAGGGGAUCGCUAAAGCAGGAAACCCAACCCUCCUGAACCAGAUCUACACAGAGCUCUACAUCACAGAGGGAGGGACUGGAGGGUCAAUGAGAACAUGA
Messenger RNA from Notolabrus celidotus (New Zealand spotty), 540 nucleotides. RefSeq lists its product as uncharacterized. The transcript is spliced from 3 exons. The record is from RefSeq and is a predicted model, not a curated record. Bases 70 to 540 code for a protein of 156 amino acids. Lineage: Eukaryota; Metazoa; Chordata; Actinopteri; Labriformes; Labridae.